Messenger RNA from Bufo bufo (common toad), 2996 nucleotides. RefSeq names its product transmembrane protein 63C (gene TMEM63C). Lineage: Eukaryota; Metazoa; Chordata; Amphibia; Anura; Bufonidae. The coding region runs from base 224 to 2686 and encodes 820 amino acids. The record is from RefSeq and is a predicted model, not a curated record. The transcript has 25 exons. Gene Ontology annotation, molecular function: calcium-activated cation channel activity. Gene Ontology annotation, cellular component: plasma membrane.
CGUGUUUGUUUUUCGGGCGGAUGCUCCACGUCUUGUUCCGCCUGUGAAAUCUGCACGAAUGUCCGAGAGCCGGGGCCCCUCCGCGUGUACCGCCGGGCCUCUGGCUGCUACCGAGGGGCCACAAGAUUUUUGUGGCUUUUAUGGAGGUCAGAGGUCACCCCCCUCUCACUGAUCUGUGCUAGGCGUCAUCUAAUCCGCUCGGGCGUCCUAUACAAGGUACAGUAUGGAAACCCUAUUGGAGUCAGCAUCUUCUAUGGAGCCCCCCAUGCCUGAGGACCCCCCAGCUAAUGUGACUGAUCAGUGUUACAGCGCACGCUCGCACAGCACGGUCCUACAAGGACUGCCCUUCGGAGGGAUUCCGACCGUCCUGGCUAUUAACUUCUUAGUGUGGCUGCUGCUGCUGCUGGUCUUCUCGUGUCUGAGGAAGGCGGCCUGGGACUAUGGGCGUCUGGCGCUGCUGAUAGACAAUGACAGCCCGGCCAUGCGACGCAGAUGGACCUCAUAUGACCUGACCUCUCUCUUCUAUGGAGAGCCCAGUGACAAGGAGAAGUCGCCCUGUGAGACGAGUCCCUCAGACCUAAACAGUAAAGACCAGGGCUUCUGCUCCUGGCUUACCUCUAUCUAUCAGAUGAAGGAUGAGGAGAUCCAGAGUAAAUGCGGGGUGGACGCCAUCACCUACCUGUCCUAUCAGCGCCACCUGCUGGUGCUGCUGCUCUUCGUCUGUGUCCUCUCCGUCUCCAUCAUCUUACCAGUCAAUUUCUCUGGGGAUUUGUUGGGUGACGGUCCGGCCCAGUUUGGACGCACGACAAUUGUGAAUGUUCCCACCCAGGACCGUUUCCUGUGGCUGCACAGUGUAUUCGCGCUGCUGUACUUCCUGCUGACCGUCCUGUGCAUGCGCCAUCACUCCGCCUCAAUACACUACAGAGAGGACGACAAGGUGGCUCGGACCCUCAUGGUGACGCACAUUCCUCAGCAGAUCUCUGACCCCUCUCUCCUCACCAAACAUUUCCACGAGGCGUAUCCCAGCUGCACAGUCACUGACGUCCAGUUCACUUAUAAUGUUCGCAGACUGAUGAAGCUGGACACCGAAAGGCGGCGAGCCAUGAAAGGUCGUCUGUACUUUGCUGGAAGAUCACAGAAAGAAGGAAGAAUCCUGAUUCCAACCCACCCGUGUGCCCGGCUCUGCCCCUGUGACUGCUGCGGCUUCCAGAAGGUAGAUGCGGAGCAGUAUUACGCGGAGCUGGAGGAGAAGCUGACCGAUGAGUUCACGGCUGAGAGGAACCGCGUUCCGCUGAAGAGGCUGGGCACGGCGUUUGUCACCUUCCAGGACGAGAGGAUGACUGCGGUGAUCAUCCAGGACUACAGCCGGCCGCGAUGUAGACGAGCGCCCCAGCAGUCCUCCGUCACCCCAAUUCUCCAUUCUCACCAGUGGGGUGUGCGCUACGCUCCUGCGCCCAGUGAUGUGAUCUGGGAGAACCUGGCGGUGUCCGGGCCCACGUGGUGGCUGCGGCUCGUGGCUCUGAACUUGGCCCUGUUCAUCCUGCUCUUCUUCCUGACCACACCGGCCGUCGUAGUCAGCACCAUGGACCGAUUCAACGUCACCCGUCCUGUGGAGAACCUACAGAACCCGGUCAUCACCCAGUUCCUGCCCACGCUGCUGCUGUGGAUCUUCUCCGUGUGCCUGCCCUUCCUGGUCUAUUAUUCCGCCUUCUUGGAAUGUCACUGGACGAGGUCUAAUGAGAACCAGCUGACGAUGCACAAGUGUUACCUGUUCCUGGUCUUCAUGGUUAUCGUACUGCCCUCUCUAGGGCUGACCAGCUUGGAUCUCUUCUUCCGAUGGCUUUUUGAUAUCCAUUUCGUGGAUUCUGCAAACCUGAAGUUCCAGUGUGUGUUUCUGCCAAACAAUGGGGCAUUCUUUGUGAACUACGUCAUCACGGCCGGCCUGAUAGGCACAGCGAUGGAGUUACUGCGCAUCCCCGGCCUCACCGUCUACGCAACGCGUCUGUGCUUGGCCAAGUCCGCUCCUGAGCGCCUCCAUGUGAAGCGGAGUCAGGCCUAUGAGUUCCAGUUCGGACUGGAGUACGCCUGGACCACGUGCGUCUUCUCUGUGGUGAUGACCUACAGCAUCACUUGUCCCAUCAUCGCCCCCUUUGGAUUGCUGUAUCUGCUGCUGAAGCACAUGACGGACCGCUACAACAUCUACUACGCCUACAUCCCCACCAAGCUGAGCCCCCGCCUGCACGCCGCCGCCGCCCGCCAGCUGCUCGCCGCUCCAAUCUUCUGCAUCUUCUGGCUGCUGUUCUUCUCUGUCCUGCGGCUGGGGUCCACUCACCCGGUCACACUCUUCACGUUCGCCUCUCUUCUCUGCUGCGUGCUCUUCUCCAUCCUUGGGCUUUGUCUCAGAAAAUUGCAACCAAAGAGACCAUCAAGCUAUCAGAUGUCAGAACAGGGGGAGGGGAUCAUCCAGGACACAGAGAGCAGCAGUAUAUCGUCCACGCUGCAGUCCACGGUCUUUGUGGCCGCCGUGUUACAGGAGCAGGAGCUGUCCCCUCUGGGCUCCCCGGCCCACGCCUCGUACGGUGCGCUGGAGACCCGCGCGGACAGCCCGUCAGAAACGCCAGAAGCUGAGCGCUCACAGGUCACCUACAUGACGGGGACAUCCUGCACCGAGGAGGGCUCCCCCUGACACCCCGCCGAUGGAGGUCAGAGGUCAAACAUGGCCACCAUGGACGGUUGAGUCUCUGUGACGCGCGGUCUGUAGAGCAGCUGCAUUGUGGGCAUCGGGCCCCCGCCAAAAUGAUCUGGGCCCCGACCAGUGUAAGGUGCCCUCAUGUGGCAGAUAAGGUAAAGGGGUGUGGCUAAUCCUUGAGGCCCCUCCCAUUGUACCGCUGUGUUCCCUGGCUCCAGUUUGCAUGGCGACCGCGCCAUUUUCAUCAAAAGAAACUCAUUAAAAACGCUGAAUUUUGCCAAAUAUAUUUUAAAAGAAAAGAGAACCU